AACAAUGCCAACCAAUCGGGAUUUCUCUGUUGUUUUCAUAACUUCGUGCGGUUUUUGCAACACAGCCAGGCCACCUAGCUGCCCAUCUCUCGCAAUAUAAGAGUCCCAUAUUUAUUGAACGAGGAUAUGGAUUGACCAGUCGAGUUUCCCAUAAAAAAUGGUCCGGUAAUUAAUUUCAUCCAUCUUUCACACUGCUUCUAUAUAUACGACGUGCCGGAACGGCAACCAGUUCGACCGCGCGCGCGUCCCACCUUCCUACGCACCGUCGACCGAUAGGUCCUCGGCUCCGGUCGUGCCGACGUCGAACGUUAGGCAUGGCCUCCGACGGCGAUGGCGUCGACGGCGGAGGAGGAGGAGGCUUCUGCAACGGCGACUUCAUGGAGCUGCGGCCGGAGAAGGGCGGGGUGCGCGACCUCGUCCACCUCCUGUGGUCGCCCAACGUCGCGGAGAACGGCGCCGUGGACUGCCCCGCGGGCACGGAGAUCGGGUCGGCGCGGCGGCGGUGGGCCGUGUUCGUGUCGCUGGUGGCGCAGAUGCUGCUGCUGUGGGCCAAGCGGCCCGUGGCGCUGCUGGGGCGGGCGGCCGAGUACUGGAUGAACCUCCUCAACGAGAACGGCGGCGGCGUCCUCCCGCUCCUCGCCAACGCCCUGCAUGGGAAGGUGAAAAUGCCUGACAGAGCGUCCCUGAACUACCGAUCCUGCAUCGGGCUGCUCGACACGAGGGUCGAGCUCGACAAGAAGAUCAAACCCGGGGACAGCAACUACCACGCCGCCCUGUCGAUCAUGGCGGCGAAGCUGUCCUACGAGAACGAGCUCGUCAUCAGCAGCGUCGUCCAGAACCACUGGCACAUGGAGUUCCUGGGCUUCUACAACUGCUGGAACGACUUCGAGGGGGACUACACGACGCAGGCGUUCAUGCUGGCGGACGCGCCAGCGCCGGACGCGACGCUGGCGGUGGUGGCCUUCUGCGGGACCAAGCCGUUCGACACGGAGCAGUGGUGCACGGACGUGGACUUCUCCUGGUACGAGCUCCCGGGCGCGGGCGCCGGCUGCCGCGUCCACGGCGGCUUCAUGAAGGCGCUGGGCCUGCAGCGGCGCGGCGGCGGCUGGCCGAGGGACGUCGCCGACCCCACGGGCGCCGGCGACGGCAGGCCGUUCGCGUAUUACGCCAUCCGCGAGAGGCUCAGGGCGUUCCUGGACGGCAGCCCGGGCGCCCGGUUCGCGGUGGCCGGGCACAGCCUGGGCGGCGCGCUGGCCGUGCUGUUCCCGACGGUGCUGGCGCUGCACGGGGAGGAGGCCGUGCUGGGGAGGCUGCAGGGCGUGUACACGUUCGGGCAGCCCCGCGUGGGCGACGAGCGGCUCGGGGCGUUCAUGGCGCCGCACCUAGAGAACCCCAGCCGGUACUUCAGGUUCGUCUACUGCAACGACAUCGUGCCCCGUGUGCCCUACGACGACUCCACCCUCCUCUUCAAGCACUUCGGGACCUGCCUCUACUUCGACAGCUUCUACAGAGGACAGGUGACCGCGGAGGAGCCCAAUAAGAACUAUUUCUCGGUGCUGGCGGUGGCGCCCAAGCUGGUGAACGCGUGGUGGGAGCUCGCCCGGAGCUUCCUCAUCGGCUACGCGGAGGGGCCGGAGUACACUGAGGGGUGGUUGAUGCGGCUGGCCAGGGUCGCCGCGCUGGUGAUGCCGGGGCUGCCGCCGCACGCGCCGCAGGACUACGUCAACGCCACCAGGCUCGGGGCGGCGUCGCUCGGGCCGCUGGAGCUAGCCGAGCAGCCAUUGUAACUUUAUUUUUUUAGUACUCCCUCCAUUUGGAAUUGCGAUGGUCAUUAAUUCCGGACGGAGGUUGUAGUUCAGAAUCAGAUUAAACAUCUCUAACUAUGUAUAUAUCUGAAUUGUUCUUGUUC
This is a messenger RNA of Aegilops tauschii subsp. strangulata, 1909 nucleotides long. RefSeq names its product triacylglycerol lipase OBL1. Gene Ontology annotation, biological process: lipid metabolic process. The record is from RefSeq and is a predicted model, not a curated record. Lineage: Eukaryota; Viridiplantae; Streptophyta; Magnoliopsida; Poales; Poaceae. Gene Ontology annotation, molecular function: triacylglycerol lipase activity.